UCGACAACAUCAACAUGGCGGCUAUUUUGAAGGGUCUGUUUAGGAAUUCAUCAGCUGGAAAAUGCAGCAGUCGGUGGUUGUAUUCAUGCUGGAUUCAGAGAUCCUGCAAGGAAAUGUCUUGUGGCUUUUGUGGCAAGAGUCGAUUUUUAUCUACAAGGUAUGAAAUCUCCAGUUUGCAGAAUUUUUAAUACAGAGCAUGACAGAACUAGACGAGAUCUCGUUCUUGCACAGGCAUUUUUCGCCUCGCGUAGCGAAUGCAAACUGAACUUGUUGCAACAAAGCAGUUUUUCAGUGCCAUUCUUUAGUAAACAGUCUUUCAGCCACAUACAAAGAAGAUCUUGGACGCGGCAUAGCACAUCCUCUUUUAUAAGAGUCUGGCCCUAACGUUAACAGGGCAAGAUGAUAGUGUUGCACAUAUGUAACCUAUAUGAAGAUGUGCUACUGCCAGGCAAAUACUUUUGCCGGAAAUUCUGAAGUUUAUUCCAAUUGCUUUUUUAGUUAGCACAUUAUAUUACCAACAAUAAGAACACAUGUACACUUAUUCUUAAUAAUAUAUAAAUAAAUAAACUCACUUGAAUUAGUUUCAAUGCCAUUUUCGAUGUGAAAGGUUUCAUUCAAAACUGUACAUGAAAAUCGCAAUCUUUAUCAAAGAAUACUUGAGGAAUUGGAGGUCUAACUUGUUAUGACCACAAAGCUGUGCACAGAAGUAGUUUUGUCGUGAAGUCCGUCAAAAUUCCGAAGACGCUUGAUGCUGACAGUUAUCCACCCUUGCGAGAUGAGAGUCUCGAUUCAAGAGGCGAGUGUCUCAUCUCUAGAGAUAAGCUUCUCGAUCGUCUUGAGACCCAAGAGUCUCAUCUCGCGAGAGGGUGGUAACUUACAUAAUUUAAGCGGUACUGUAUUGGAGGGAUCCCUGGCCAGGUCUCCCUAGAUGGUCUUGUGGUUCCCAUGGUUGUGUCGUUAGANGGGGGGGGGGGGGGGAAUGUGAUCUUCUCUGAUCCAGGUUUUGUCAGUUGCCCACUGCUUCCAAGGACAUUAUAAUGUAUAAGGAAUGCACUAAUGGUAUUUCACCUUAUUACAGUUAUUGUGUUUGAAACGUGACAACAAUCUUGUUUAUUUUUUUGUUUGACAGCUCUGAUCAAGAAAAAUUGAAAUUUAGUUACUGCCAAGGAUUAUCUGUACAACGGUUCAUUGGUGAAACCAUUGGCCAGAGACUGGACAAAACUGUUGACAGAUUUCCAGACCGUGAGGCUUAUGUGUUCUGUGAGGACAAUCAAAGAGCAACGUUUGCUGAUUUUCAGGAGGAGGUAAGGGUUGCAUCAGGUCAAAGGUGAUGUAGGUUAAUUCAAGAUAGUUUUUUUUCUCAUACCCAAUUAAUCCAGUAGGCACAAAGUGUGUCACUGCCAAAACACAAGAAACCUGCAUAUUGAGUAUUGUGUAAGCAUAACAGUCAAAGCUCCCUUAAGCAGACACCCUCUUGAAGCAGAGGAAGUUGAAAGCUUUCUGCUAAUGGGAUCGAUAGGUUAUUUAGGCAGGGAGUUUGAAUGGGCUUUUUUCAAGGCAGCGAUAUGAGCUAUAUAAGUGUCCAUCGUGAAAAUGAUUGCACUUUCAUGUGCUAGACGGCAGUGUCAAAGUUUGAACAAUAUGUAACUCAAGCAUAGAGUCACACGCAAGUGAUGGAUGAUUUCCCUAUUAUAGUGCCUUUGCUUGCCAAUUCUUAUUGUUUUGGGGAGAAGACAAACAUUUACUCUUGUCGGAUAGAUCUUGACCAUCUGCUAUUGUGUUUGUGUUUGUCAUUUUGAGAGAUAAUCAUAAAUAUUAUUAUUGUUUGAAUUCAGGUAAAUGAUCUUGCUGCUGGACUUUUGGCCAUGGGUUUAAAGAAAGGUGACCGUGUGGGGAUGUGGGGUCCCAACACCAGAGAAUGGGUCAUCACUCAGUUUGCUACAGCUAAAGCUGGACUGGUACUGGUAAGUUACUGUUGUCAUUAAUCACGAUAAAGAAAGAUGAGGACAAUAGCUGGAGCUUUACACUACUGUGUUGUGUACAAUGUUUAUUUAGCAAUGUCCAUCCUGCCUGAGGGCUAGUAUAGUAUCUGUUUUGUCGCACUUUGAAAAAGUAAGGAUGUCAGUACUUUUAUGCAAAUGCCUUAUAACUUCGUUCUUGUUUUUCUAUAGGUCAACAUUAAUCCUGCUUACCAAAUUCCAGAAAUGGAGUACGCCUUGAAAAAGGUAACUAGGAAUUACUGGCUAGUGCCUUGUCUUCCAUUAGGUGGUCUAGUUUUAAGUUGCAUUUUUAUUUACAUUUAAUAUUAUAACCAUCACUUUAAAAUCUUAUCACUGACUCACAGGUUGGCUGCAAGGCUCUUAUAAUGGCUGAUCAGUUUAAAACCCAAGAUUACUACAAGAUGUUGACACAUGUUGUACAUGAACUUCCACACUCAAAACCAGGAGAUCUCUACAGUGAGAGGUUUUUAUUAUUAUUUUCUGAUUUUUGUGACGUACCAGUGCAGUAAAAAGGUAAAACUAACCAUAAAUUUUCACGCUUUUCCUUCAGUCAAUUUUUUAAAAAUAGUCUUAUUUUUUAACAGUUGCAGUACUUACCUUCAAACUGUCUUCAUUUUGUUAAAAUUUGUAAGAGCUAAUUGCCUUUAUUAAGAAAAAUAUCAAUUAAGGAAUAUUGGCAAAAUCAUCUUCACGACCCAAUGUUUUUUCCACUUAAAAAUAUUAAACAAUAUUGUUUUUAUAAUGUGGCAAAGAUUGAAGACAUUUCCCUGUGGAAAAUUAGGAAUAUUAAGAAAAAAUGAUAAAACUAUUCCUGUCAAAGAUGCAAUGGAGGUGUUAAGAGACUAGACUAUAAGCAUACUUCUUGCAAUAUGUGCAUACGCCUUCCUGCUUUGCCAGGAAGAGAAUCGAUUUGCUUGUCCCCAUUUCUAGGGUUACUAAGAAAGUAAAUACCUAAAAGCUUAAGAAAUGCUUUCUGUUUAAUUCACAUGUAUCAAAAGUAGACGUGGGGAGAGGUCUUUCAACUUUACCCUUAAAAACCAUAUCCUUGGUUGUAGUGAGGUUUAUAGUCAUAAGAUUGUUCUGGCCCAACUAAGUGUGUUUUCUACUUCGCAGGGAGUUUAGUCUUGGGUUCCCUUAACCAACACACUUAAAGUUAAGUCAUCUGCAAACUUAACAAAAGUGCUUCUGUCAGAAUCAACAGCUUGUAUAUCAUUCUGAAACAUUACGGAAAAAGAACAGGCCCUAGUAUAGUGCUCUGAUGUACACCCCUUUUUAUAGGCUAAAAAGGGGUCAUGUUACUAUCAGCUAUUACUCUUUGUUGCCCACUAAAUAACAGAUUAAUAAUCCAGUUAACAAUGUAGGGAUUGAUGACUUGUUAAAUAAAAUAAAGUGAUAUUUUACCUAGUCUUUCACUGUAUCUAGCACAUUCAAUCUCUAAAAUAGAAAGAGGUCAUAAAAUUUCUUUCAGUAAGUUAAUGUAUUUUUGUAGCAUUUUUUGUCUCUUUGAAAGCUUGAGGCAGCACACAGGGAGCAAUAUUUCAAGGCAGUUAGCAAGGCUCACUCAACAAAGACAGUUAGUAAGUCCUUUUCUCAAAAAAUGUAGUUACUAGUUGAAGUACAAGUGAUGAGGUGAUUUAAAGCACUUAGUAAUAAAUAGACAGUCAGACUAUAAUAUUCACAGCUACGAGUAUAUUGCUUCAUUAAGAUAUCUGGUUUGCAUCACUAACAUUUAAUGUUUAAUUUGAUAUUGAUGUGUACAGAGUUCCUGAUCUUAAAUUGGUGGUGAUGGCAAGUAAAGAUCAUGAAAGAGUGUUCAAGUGAGUAUCUCAAGAUUUUAACAUUUUUCAGACACUUAGCAGAUCAUCAUGUUUGAAAGAAAUUUGGGAGCUUUGUCCAUGAUUUAUCAAAGUGUGGCUUAGCCAUUCCUAUUACAAGAAGAACAUAGGUGAUACUGUAAUUAUUUUCAGUGGGACAUUUUCAUUUCAAGAGUUAAUGGAGAUGGGAGGCAUAGAGGACAGACAGCAGGUGGAAAAUUUACAGAAAGAACUUCAAAGUGACGAUCCAAUCAACAUACAGUAUACUUCUGUAAGUAAUAACCUUACUAAAAUGUAGCAUGAGGAUCCCUUAAAUUUCCUUCAUACAUUUACUGUAAUUUUACCCUCAGUAACUCCAACCCUCAAUAACUCGAACCUUCGCUAACUGGAAGUAAUUUUUGUUUCCGUUCAGACAAUUUCUAUAUAAUUUUACCCCCCGAUAUCUCGAGCCAUGUUUUAAGAGCGUAACAGGUCAGAAAAAAAAACAGUGUACUGAAGUCCAAAACAUUGAAUUUAUUGAUAAACAACAGUGUCAAUUCUUUGUCUUUAUUUUUAUAUCACCCCAGUUCAAGUUCUUUGUUCAUCCCUGUGUAAUUAAUCAAUCUUUGCUGCUUGAUUCUUUUAAAAAUAUCAAACUACAACUCUUGCUGCCCUUGAAGUGAAGAGUGCAUGAUUCUUGCAUUCCCUUCCCAUCCAUUUACUUAUUUCCUUAUUUUCAGUCAAUUUCUAUGAAAUCUUGAUAACUCGAACUUUUUUCAAUUUCCCUUGAAGGAUCGAAUUAUCGGGAGUCGACUGUAUUUCUAGAUUCCAAUUUUCACAAUGACUGAGUGACUUCUUGCUUGUUGAUGGGUUGAAAGCUAUGCUCUGUGAGAGUGCUGUGGGGGGAAAUGAUUUGGUGAUUUUGCAAUUUGUUUUUCUUUGUUUCCUGCAUUUCACUAUAUUAAGAAACUUCCCCUGGAAACGUAGACUUAAAAAGAUGUCAAUGUUUUUGUAAAAAAACAAACAAACAAAUGGACUACAAUUUUCCUAAAUCAUAAAAAACGACAUCAUAAUGUCAAUAAACUCAAGUUGUAACACGACAGCACCAGACGAGUGGUUUCACUGCAAAGUUUUGACAUUUUGACCUCAUUUCUUUGACUUGUAAGAGUUGAUUAUCCAAUUUAUUUAAACUUUCUUUCCUUAAACAGGGCACAACAGGAAAUCCCAAGGGAGCAACAUUGUCUCACCAUGGAAUUCUUAACAAUGCACAUUAUGUUGGAGAAGUUUUGAAUUAUGAGAAUCAGGUAAUUUUUUUAAGGGUGGAGCGAAAGGGAAAGUUACUCAUUCAAGCUUUCACGAUUGUAAACUUUUGGUGUCAUGAUUUUUUUAAAAUUAGGUAUUCAGGUAGCAGAGUGGUGCGCCUUCAAAAAGGCAGUAAAAUUUCAAAGUUUAGUAAUCAGUAGCUCACGUCAGGAAAUUAAAUGGCCAGAGGUUUAACUACUGUUUGUUUUAUUUACUUUAGUAUUCCAGAAUUUGUAUUCCUGUUCCACUUUACCACUGUUUUGGAAUGGUGCUAGGAAGGUAUCCAAUCUUCUGCUAUGUUUGUCAAUCUGAAACGUGAUUUGUUCCUGUAUUACAUGUAUUGUAGCUGAAACAGUAAAAAUUAAUAAACCAUUUCUGAGUUCCAAAAACCCUCAUAUUCAAAACGAAGCUAAGUGCAAUUCCUUUCUUGUGCAAAUGAAAUUAAAAAUCAUUUCCAUAUCAAUGUCUUUCCACUUAGCCUAGCUUUAAAUCAGAGGCUUGGGGCGACUCGGAAAUGAAAUUAGUGUUUCUGAUUGGUCGUGCCGGGUGGGAAAUUUGCCUCAACCAAUCAGAAGCACUACCCAUCUGGUUAGUGAUGCGUCAUCAAUUUGGAAUUUCUGCAGUCGUCCCUCAGACGUCAUUUGGCGGGAAACCAGUGGUGGCAUCGUGAAAUGUCGGCUGUUUUCACCGCUAGUCCCCAUUGCUAAUCUCAACACUAGACUUCAGCCCUGGAUAUUGGCAAGAGAUGGCCGGGGUUACCCUACCUCUGUGCUCUGUGGUAUCUGAGUGCUUUACCCGCUAAAUUGAAAGCUAGAACAACUAAGCUUAUGUUACAAUUCUCCUUUCAGUUUAAUGUGUGCAGUCUAUGGUACAACGUCAGUUUACCCUUCUCGAGGAUUUGACCCUGGAGCUGUCUUAACGGCCAUUCAGCAAGAAAGNUUACCCUAUCUCUGUGCUCUGUGGUAUCUGAGUGCUUUACCCGCUAAAUUGUAAGCUAGAACAACUAAGCUUAUGUUACAAUUCUCCUUUCAGUUUAAUGUGUGCAGUCUAUGGUACAACGUCAGUUUACCCUUCUCGAGGAUUUGACCCUGGAGCUGUCUUAACGGCCAUUCAGCAAGAAAGGUUAGAAUUUUGUUCUUUUUAUUUCAAAUAACACUUUCAGGAAAAUUCCUCGAAAAAUUCCAACUUUUAUUUAAAAAAACUUGGAAACAAGCAGCAUUACAGGAAAGCAAUGGUAGAAAGCUCUUUAAUAAGUUCCUUCACAUGUUUAGAAAUAAACGUAAGAAGUUAUUGUAAACCGCAAGGGGUGCAUACAACAGUGUCAGAGUAAAACCUUUGUGUGCACCAUAAACAGUAACUGACAGCAAUGAAAAAAUUGCCGCGUCAUUGAAAUUCAGUCCUGAAUUCAAAGCUGAACGCAAGCACGAAACUCUCAUCUCACUUAAGCAUCUCGAUCCCUGACCUAAAUUUACUACAAGGUUUUAGAUUUAGUACGCUGUGACAUAUCAUUUCUCGUAUAAAGGUCCCUGGUUGGCCUAUUCACUUUCUGAAUGCUCUCCUUGUUUGUGUAUGUUUUUUUGUUUGUUUACUUGUCUGCAUAGAAUGGGUUAUGCUGUAGAAAGUACAUUGCAUUUUGUUUCAGGUGUAAUUCUCUGUAUGGAACACCUACAAUGUUUAUCGAUGUCCUCAACCACCCUGCGUUUGAGAAAUUUGAUGUCAGCAGUCUUAAUACAGGUCGAUAAUAGAUAGAUAACUAUAGUAUUCUGUUUUCUCUAAUAAUGUACAUGUAGUUUCUCGUAACUUACUAGAAAACGAAGUUGGCUCUUAACCAAUCAAAGGCAUCAUGCAAAACAAGCGGCGUGCUUUGGCUUUCUAGUUGUGUGUUUUUCAUUUUCAUCCAGCUAUCUGCUGGUUGGCUUAUUCUGUUUGCUGAGAUUGUUGAGAAUUGAUAACUGUCUUUCCUUUCUUAUGAUUGAGGUAUCACCUGACUGUUACAUUAAAUUCAGAAAAAGGUGGACGGGGAAGAGAAUUUGUCCUAAUUUCGUGCAUAUGUCUUUCAGGCGUCAUGGCUGGUUCACCCUGUCCAAUUGAAGUUAUGAAACAAGUCUUAACUAAACUACACAUGCCUCAAGUCACGGUAAAUACAGAAUGACUCUACUUGAAAAAUAUGACUGUUAAGGUGUUUUCCAGCAUUCAACAACUAAAGUCCAGUUUAGAAUUGAAUUCCGAGCACUUGUUCCCUGAAGCGAAUGAAACAAAACUCUUCGGGUUUCCGAAAAAACGAGUACCACCUCGCGAGGUAAACCUGAAUUUUCGAAAAUUUCUUCCCCGGAAACUCGUUUGCAACAUUGUUGCGACAUUUUAUCGCGUUGCACAACAUUGUUCCAACAUUUGCUACCCUAAAAAUCGUCUUUGCAAGUCGUUUCGAUCGUAUAUACAUCAUCUUUAGUCAAGCUGGGUGUUUAUCGAGUAAACGUUAUAAUUGGCAAAGCAGUUGUUACUUAAUCUGAUAAUUUGUGAGCUUGAUGUGAUGGAUUUUGCUGUAGAUCUGCUAUGGUUUAACGGAAACAAGCCCGGUCACAGCUCAGACGCUGAUGGAUGAUCCAGUAGAUUUACGAGUUUCAACGGUAGGACGAGUGCACCCCAACUGCGAGGUACGCCGCUCUCAAUACAAACAAUUAUGCUGCUAAAUGAGAUAUUUUAUGUUUACAGUCCAACCCCCGUUAAUACGCACGCUGAGAGGACUACAGAAAGUGCUUCCGUUUUAAGUAGGUCUCCAUAUAGCCUCCCACGCAGACGUUCUCAGGGCUUCGUUGGCGAGGAUUGCGUGACAUCUGGGUGAGAGGCUGGUGUCCAUAGUCAUGUCAUGCUGUUUUAUUGGCCAAAUUGGAUCAAAACAUAAGGAAGUAAAACAGACUAUCAGCAUGAGCACUAUGUCUCUGAGGACAGUCUUUGAGAACACGCAAACGUCGCUCAGAACUCAUUUAUAGCCAAAAUAGUCAGUUAAUUGACGUGUACUAAUACUUCGUCUAGAUCGGUAUUCUCAACCAAGCUUCUUUUAGGGGCGAGGUUAACUUUUUAUUCGAAUGCAUUGGUUGGACCAGUAACGGGGGGGUACUGCCAUAUAUGGGCUAUAUAGGUAUGUGCUGCUGUGAAGGGUAUGGUUUUCAAGCAGUUUACUCUGGGAUAAGGUAUAUAAAUAAGAGAGUUUGGGUCUAGGCGAGGGUAUCAUUUUCCAUUUAAACUGAUCAAUCGGCUGAAGAUUUUAGUUUAGACUAGGGAAACCGGAAAUUGCCACCCAAGAAUAUAAAAAAAUCAAAUCGGUUUUGAUUUGGCUGGACUGUGCGUGUGACCUCAGUUGCUUCUGGAAAACAGCUACUCUAGGAAAGGGGGGGAUUUGGGGAGUUUAGUCUAGUGUAGGGUAUCAAAAUUCACUUGAACUAGCUCUGGUAUAGGUUAAGGGUUCCAGAGUCCCAGCGGCACAUCCCCAACCAAAAAGUCCUAAAGUAUCCCGCAGGGGACCAGAAAAAGCUGUCCGUUGUGCUCAUUCGCGGCCGUAAUAACGAGUUGUCCGUAUAAGAGGGUAUCCGUAAAGCGGGGUUUGACUUUAUUUACUUUUCUUUUUUCAGGCAAAAAUCAUAGAUAAUGACGGACGUGUUGUACCUAUCAAUACCUCCGGGGAGAUAUGCUUUCGAGGGUAUAGUGUCAUGCUGGGAUACUGGGAAGAUAAGGAAAAAACUGACGCCUGCAUUGAAGCCAGCGGCUGGUUCCAUAGUGGGUGAGUCCUUUAUGACAUGAAAGCAGUUGUGGCUUAAUUUGUGACAUGGCGUUUAGUAUUGAAAAGGAUGAGCGCUAUAGAAAUAUCAUAUUAUUAGGUGUGGUCACACUAGACGUCUUUUCCACUGUUUCCCAGUCGAUUUCACGCCUGCGGUAACACUCUAAAAAUUGCCCAUGGGGAAUGGUAAACCUUUAACCGAUUUGUCGGGAAAUACUGUACUGAUUGAUGGCACGAAGCAUGUGAUGUUUUCGGUGAUUCUAGUGCUUGCAUUACAAGCUCAACCACAAACGCAAACUAGUUGUUCAGAACCUUUUUUAAGAUGAGAACGUCAACGCCGACAACGAUUACGAUUCAUCCAGACCUUGCAGUUUUUGGUUGUAUACCUAAGAUCACGUCGAUAGUAGGGCGUAAGAUUUGGCGCCAAUUUGAAUACAGCACACAAAGAUCACUUGAUUUUUACUGUUUACUGCUUUUCAGUGUCUCGUGAUUGGUUGAGCCCCUUUGGGUUCGUACUAACCCAUAGAGCCACAGGCGACCCAGACUCACAACAACCUACUUGAAACCAAAUUAUAAGGAGUUGUUUGGGAAUUUAUCCUAUGAUCGAUAAAACGGUUAAAAUGUACAUAAACAGUAUACAUACCUCAUGAAGAGAUGUGUCUGUGUUGUUUUCUUACUGUUUCCUGCCCUAUAAACGCCAUUUUAGCAAGUUUUAAUAUUAUGGUACCAAAACAUUAAAACUCGCUAAAAUGGCGUGUGAUUGGGGAAUUCAUGGGAAUUUCCCCGAGGCAAUUUCACCUUAGAAAAAUCGGUCACACGCUAAAACUUGCUUUACCGUGGGUAAGAGUCAUUUACCCAUGGCUGGUGUUCACAGCGGUCAAACGAGUGAAAUUUGCAAAAGUUAAGCGAAAUACUUCAAAGUUAAGGUUGCUACUUUCACUAUCGAAAGUUUAGGGUAUUACCAACAUCCUGUUAGUUUACUAAACUUUUUAAAAGUUUACUAAAAAAGUUCUAAGUGAUUGAAAACCGAUGCUGACGUUAUUAUCGGCGCCAUUUUCAAACACGAUUCUCUUUUAGCGCGAAGCGUUUUCAGCGAAAAAAGCUCAAAAUUUUGAGAAAAAUGGAAAGAUAGUUAUGUUGACUAACUGAUUUAUACAUCUUUGCCCAUUUUUCUCUAACUGGUAAAUGAAAUCCCAGCAAUAAAAAACAAAAAUAACGAUUUAGACGUUUGACCGCGGUGGUUGGCUAGUGUGACCGCAACUAUUACUAUAUUGUAAAAGGUUUGAACUCAGGAGCCAUUUCAAAUUUGACUAACAAUAGACGACUGUUUAACUGUGACAAUAGACGGAUCGAAACGCACCAGUUACUGAUUAGGAGUCUUCAUAGCCAAUAACAUCACGGCUUAACUGACCGACGACCAACAACAUCGCGACGUAAUUGACCAAUCAGAUCAAUAACCAGAGUAUAGUACCAUCAACUGACGUGAUACAACUCACUUUGACUCUGAAGAUGACUACCACACAGAAUGUCGAAACGUCAGUCACUGUCAACAACAACAGUCCUAUUCCGGGCUACGUUCACCCGGACGAUCAUACUCAACCUACUUUUAUUAUGAUAUUAUUGUUAUUACAUGUGGCGGGAGUUGGGAGUAUCUCGAGCACGUUAUCAUGAUUGUGUUUUUCUUGAAGGGAUUUGGCAACAAUGGACGAAGACGGAUACAUAAAGAUCAUUGGAAGAAUUAAGGUACAUUCAUCCUUUUUAUUAAUGCACUCCAAUGAUUUAAUAAAGCCUCCUAAAAUUUGGUAUUUUGCUUCUUGUCAAGGAUCUAAUAAUUCGUGGAGGAGAGAAUAUUUACCCCACAGAAGUGGAGCAGUUUCUGUACAAGCAUCCUAAAGUGCAGGACGUUCAGGUAAAUUCAGCUAUGUAAGCUCUUAGAGAACUGUGUUGCUUUUUGUUUCUUUGUUUCUUUGUUUGUUGGCAUAUUGCCCUCCCCUGGAGGGAAGACUCCACAAAGUUAUAACCCUAACGGGGAGGCCCUGUCCUGUGGUCUGACCCCUUACCCUUUUCUUACCAGUUUUGACAGAAAACGCACCCACUUCAUAUAUCUUUUAUUGCACCGUCUUUUUAGUAUGAACAAAUCACCCAACCAAGGAAGUUUUCUGGUCCUUUUCACAGCCUAGUAUGCGUCUGUUAGGCAGCUUUUAAGUCCUUUUACAGCCCGAAUUGACAGAUUUCCUUCCCCUUUCAUAUACCUGAGCACGUGAAUUUCUUGCCCUUUCAGGCGUCUGGCCCGUAUGAGCCCUUAAGGCUGAUUUAGCAACAGAACGGGAACGUCAUUUGACGACGGGAAAGCGCGCGGUAAGGACUAAACUCGACUUCCGGUGCCCAAUUUGCCGCUGUGCCAUUGGUCAAGCCAGUUGUUUGAUUUGCGCGCGCCGUCAUCAACUGACGUUACCGUUCUGUUGCCAAAUCAGCCUAUUAUGGGGUGUACCCCGUUGGAUUGGGCAUGUGACGUUACGCAUGAAACUAGAUUGGUUUCGUGUCGAAUUGCACCACGGGGUUGUUGUUUGAAUACUAUUACUUCUUCCACUGGCGGUUGCGAAGUUUGGCGGGAAACUGGGUCAAAAUGUGUCCCCAAAACCAAAACAGCGCCAUAGUACAAUUUGACAGAAUAACAUCUACACCCUUUAAAGUGCAACUUCAGAAUGGUCAAUUUCGAUUCAAGUUGUUGAAAAUAUGGACCAAAUUUGGAAAAGGGAGUAUCUGACAAUGCAAGCCCGGACAUCUGAUAGCGUUCCCCUGCAUGAAUGAUGAAUGGAGUUCCUCAAAGAGUGAUUUUUUUUUUAUUUGGCUUACCUUCAGGUUAUUGGCGUCCCUGAUCAACGGCUGGGAGAAGAAAUUUGCGCGUGGAUCAAGUGAGAUAUUCCUUUUCUCUACAUAAUGACAUUUGAAUUUGCUUUGAUACCUUCCGUAGAAGGUUACGGGAAAAAAAUGAUGUUUUCCCACUCGUUGAAGUAAAGGGAAAGUAAGGCCCGUUCAGCUCAAAGGCUGGCUGAUUACAUUAAGGGCCUGUUUACAUGGAGUUGGGGGACCCCAGGUAGGUGAGGUAACAUGUGGCGGGUCACUCCACCUAACAUGUAAACUUGAUGAAAUAUAUUUCAGUGAAAUGAGAGUUUAUAUGGAUAGGCGGGUUACCCCACCUACCUCGGGUCCCCCACUUCCAUGUAAACAGGCCCUAAGAAUUUAAACUUACGGUUAACAAAUCUAAAUGCAAUAAUAAUUUAAAUUACUAUACAGAUUGGAGAAACGUCAAUACGAAGCCACGUUGAAAAAAAAUGUCUUGCUUGGCAGCAGAAAGUCUUUAUUCUUUCAGUUUUUAUUGUGGUUUAUAGAAGUUCAUUAAAAGGUUUUUCGCCACUUAAAAGAAAGGUUCUUCGCCCGUAAUGAAGUUUAACCUUUGUUAGGUAUAACCCAAUACUCUGCUUUGUAGUGCAGGGCUGAACGUUGUAAAAGGUAGCUUAGUAUAAUAAAAAGUAGCUUGGGCCUAAUAAAUGAGGAGGAAGAGGGGCAAGCUUUGCCAUUAGCUCGUGAGCCAAGGUUUCCUUGUCAACUUAUCCAAUAAAGAACCCUUCUCACUUAAUUUUCAGACGAGUACAGGAAUAUAAAGAAUCGUUUGGAUAAAACUAACAGCCACUUUUUCUUUCAGAUUACACGCUGGUGAGUCAGCCACUGAAGAGGAGAUCAAAGAGUUUUGUAAAGGCCAGGUAUGCUCUACGAACUUUAAUCUACAAUGUUACUUUUUGACUUCAAUACUAGUUACAUUCUUGUCGUGUAUUUUUCAGAUUGCUCAUUAUAAAAUUCCUCGUUAUAUCACGUUCGUCGAUGAAUUUCCUCUCACUGUAACGGGAAAGGUAAGAACUGAACCUUAGAGGGUGAGGGUAAUGAAAAAGCUUGGAACUUGAGGGGGUGGGUGUAACGCAAAUGGUAAGUGAACGUGUCUGUGAGGAUGGGGAUAGGAUGAGGGAAAAGAAUUUGACUUUCCUGUCAAAAGAAAAGGUCUUUUCCAAGUUCCAACAAUUCUCACUUUGAAAGCAAGCGAGGUUAACUGCAAACCUUUCUUGUGAAAAUGAGUUUUAUUUGCAUAAAAAUGAGAAAUCAUUUCAGAUCAAUGUCUUCGCAUUUAGCCUACCUCUGAAAGAGAGGCUCGGAAAUGACCAAUUUGAUGGCUGCACAUUCUGAAUCGUGUUAGGUCGUUUAAAGUUUGUGUGAAGACUUCUUGUGAUAAGCCAGUGAAUUCAACCGCAAAACAAGGACUUUAAUUCGUAUUUUCAACGUAUUGUCUCCUUCUAGGUGAAGAAGUUCGUCAUGAGGGAGAAAACAAAAGAAGACCUAAAUCUUUAACCAAGAACAUACUGAUGGUCUAGCGACAAGAUGCGGUCUCCUUAUGUGAUACUGGUCGUACGUGACAUUGCCUAUCAGAGCUGAUGGUAGCUGAUUACUCACAGGAAUACACAAAAUAGAGAGUUCUGGAAAUGAUCUUCACAGCGUGAACUGUAAUUGCACUCUCUUUGCUGGCUGAACCACACUACGUACUAUACACAGUACAAAUGAGGAUUCUAAUGUGAACACGGAAAAUAUUAAACAAUGCCACUGUGAUUACUUUUUUUUCUUAAGUAACAUUUAUUUGGUUACAACACUUCUUAUGACAAUACUUACACUUACAUGGAGGGAAAAUAAAAACAACGUACAAGAGAGAAAGGAAAAAUACAAUGUUACGGCAUUUACAACUAAUUAAGCCACUGUGAUUACUGGCAGGACCUGAACCACCUUUCUGAAAACUGAAAC
Porites evermanni is the source of this 13715-nucleotide messenger RNA. The record is from the annotation of a GenBank genome assembly. Lineage: Eukaryota; Metazoa; Cnidaria; Anthozoa; Scleractinia; Poritidae.